Molecule: messenger RNA, 1995 nt
Organism: Caenorhabditis remanei
Lineage: Eukaryota; Metazoa; Nematoda; Chromadorea; Rhabditida; Rhabditidae
Exons: 6
Coding region: 1-1995 (664 amino acids)
Source: RefSeq, a predicted model, not a curated record
AUGUCACCAAGACUUCAAAUCUCAGCCAGUGAGCCACCAAGAUUAUUGGAUAAUGCAUCAGAAUCUUCAGAUUCUUCAGAUUCGUCAGAUUCCGAAUUAUCUGUGUUCUUAGACAUGUCGUCCCCUCAAAAGUGCCCUCCAAGCGUAUCGCCUCCUUCAAAAAGGCGUCCCAUUCAAGGAAUCCCUGCUAGGAGACAUGAUUUUAGAAUGGUACCACCAAGAACAAUAAGGUUCCGAUCGAAAAGUUUGGAAUGCUCCAUUUCCAAAAAAUGCCAACCAACUCUUGCUCGUUGUCAAUCGCAGUGUAGUUUGAAUGAUAUCGACAAGUAUGCCAGGCGCCGUGUGGAAAACACGAUUCAGAAGUACGACGAGUUGUUUGAUUUGAUGGAAACACCUGAUGCUCGGAGUGCUCGACAAGACCAAAUACGCGCUGAACUUCUCGAUUCUCGGAUGUUUGAAUCUGACGGCAUCAGUGAUUUUGGUAUACGCAAAAAGUGUGGUCUCAUCACUUCAAUUCUUGAAUGUGGCAAUACCAAUGACGAGAAACAUGAAAUGGUGGCUGCAUUACGUCGUUACCAACUAAUUGUCGGCGCUGCAACGAAAAAUAGUUUUCAAAGUUUUCGUGGAGGUCCGAAGUAUGAUGGAAACGUGAUAUCUUUGGUGAUGAACGAGUACCAUAGGUAUCUCGAUUACGUGAAACAACAAUUGGACGUUGCUCAACAAAUUAUGACAAUAUUUUUGAAAGAUACGAAAAAACUGGUGAACUCCUGUGCAACGCUGCAACUUUACUCAACUCACGAAAAGAUUUUCAAUGUGAACUUGUUUCUUUUCGAACAUUUACUCCACCUGAUCUCUCAACACACGUUCAAUCCAUUGGCAAUCUACUAUGCUGACAAAAAUCAAGAUGUCAGCCACAUUCGAAAAUCUUUGGAUACGCUGAAAAUGAAGGUUCCGCUGGUUAUGAAUGCACUCUUUAACACUGAACCAUUGAAAAGACAACUUCGCGAGAUAUCACAGCUUGAAGUUCAUCACGACACGCAAACUAUGCUUAAUUUAGCCCGGGAGCUUAGUCGAAUUGCAAUUGAAAGAGUUCGCAUUCCACAAACUGUCAGAGAAAAUAAAUUGAAUAACUUUUCGUGGAUAAACGCUCAAUGUCGAUAUCAUGACACUGUCGAUUUGAUGAGGAUCUAUCCAACUCCCCCGUCUCGCGUAAAAGAAUUACUCGGAAACCUUUUCAAAACACAAUUUUUUGCCGAUGUUGUCAUUGCAAUACCCAGCAAAUCCAUUGAUGUCAAAAUGAAAGCUUUUUACCAUCACCAAGUUGUCACGGAAGUCACCGAAGCCAUCAAAACACAUGCGGUGAUUUCAAAUCCACGUUAUCAAAAUUCGAUAUUAGACAGUGCCCUUCAAUUGAAUUUACUCUACAGUACCCUAGGAAAAAAUGAGGAUGUGCAACUUCUAAUCCAGCCCGCACUCAUCGGAAUCACAUUUGCUUGUCUAGAAGAAAAAAUCUGUGUAUCACUGGUGAAGGAAGAUGAAUUCAUAAGUUCCAGUACACAUCCUCAACCAUCUCCAAUUCUGAAAGAAAACGAGAUAAGAAAGGAGGCAAACGCUGAAAAUCUGAAAUUCUCAAUGAUUGUCGAUAACGAUACCAAUGGCUUGAGUAUUGCAUUCCACUCUCAAUUGAAUCCGAAUUGCUACGAUCGUGCUCCGUUUGGAUUCCUCCCGGCUAGACCUCAAGGGUCAUCAACAUUGUGGAAAUUCGUUUUGGAUACAGUAAUCAACCCGAAUUUCAACGUGUUGAGCAGAUUAUUGAGACAACAGACGUCAAUGUCAUCAAAAACAAACCUGGGUCGUGUUGAACAACCAGGACUAAAUGCCGUUGAACGAGAAGAAGUCAAUACGGAGGCAUUGGUUGUACCAUCAAGGAAACCGUGGGAGAAACGACCGCGUCCUGUUUGGUCAUGCAAAAUCAAAAAUAAGAUCUCGUUGUAA